Misgurnus anguillicaudatus (oriental weatherfish) is the source of this 8423-nucleotide messenger RNA. NCBI's taxonomy places the organism in Eukaryota, Metazoa, Chordata, Actinopteri, Cypriniformes, Cobitidae. The record is from RefSeq and is a predicted model, not a curated record.
UCCACUAUAAAAGGAUGGAGGAGAGAAAAAAGGUCCGUCCAUAAAAGCACACAGCACCGACAGUACAAUAUCGCUCCGAGAAGAGGUGUUUUCUUUUCUCUUCUUAACAGGAAUUACAGUACACUAAACAAGGAAUAAUCAUUUUGGAGUUAAAAGAAGCGUAACAUAGAGGAGGCCAGGACGGUGUAGAUCCCCGGCAAGAUGACUGUCUCCACACAGUUAGGGUUACUGUUGUGGAAGAACUUCACUUGCAGACGGAGACAAACUAUUCAGCUGCUGAUCGAGAUAAUAUGGCCUCUCUUCAUCUUUUUUAUCCUGAUAUCUGUCAGAUUUCACUAUCCUCCGCAUGAGCAACAUGAAUGUCACUUUCCCAAUAAGGCCAUGCCCUCUGCGGGAACGUUACCCUGGGUGCAGGGCAUCAUAUGCAAUGCCAACAACCCUUGCUUUCGCUACCCCACUCCGGGAGAGAGUCCAGGGGUGGUGGGCAACUUCAACGACUCCAUUAUCUCCCGAUUGUUCAUCGACGCCAAGAAGAUUCUCCUCUACAGUCAACAUGACAAGAGCUUUGAAGGUUUUAAAGUACUAGUUCGAGCAUUGAGAAAGCUACAGCAAAACACUGAAGGUUUCAAGCUCAAGGACUUCUUGCGUGAUAAUGAAACGUUGUCUGCGUUUCUGGAGAGGAACGCCUCUCUGCCCGAGCAUGCUGUGAGAGAGAUAGUGGAGGCCAACGUCAACUUGGAGAAGGUGCUCAUUGGUGGUUUUGGAGUUCACCUGAGAGAUCUGUGCAAUUCCACAUCUCUGGAGGAUUUCGUGACCAUCGCCGAUAAAAACGUUUCCCAGCUGACACAAAACAUCAUCUGCCAAUCGUCUACUGAAUGGCUGAACAAUGCAGAAAGCCACUUCCUCUCCAACCUCGAUUUCCUGAAGCCAAUACGGAAAGAUGUUAAAUCUGACCCGAAGAUUAUCCAAGAUGUGUCCACGGCGACCGAUAGCCUGCUGGAGAGCCUGGGAGCAUUAGCAGUGGAGCUUGCGAGUAUGAAGAGCUGGCGAGACAUGCGGACAGAGAUCCUCUACCUGACGGGAAACAGCAUGCAAUCCCCCAACCACAUGUACCAGGCCGUGUCCCGCAUCGUCUGCGGCCACCCGGAGGGAGGCGGUCUCAAGAUCAAGUCCCUUAACUGGUACGAGGAUAACAACUACAAAGCACUGUUCGGCACCCACGGCAAUGACAGCGACGAAGAGUCUGCGUCUGUUUACGACAACUCCUCCACGCCCUAUUGUAACAGCUUGAUGAGUUUGGAGUCCAGUCCCAUUUCUCGUAUGAUCUGGAGGGCUUUAAAACCACUGCUCAUGGGGAAGAUCUUGUACACGCCAGAUACACCCGCCACCCAAAGGAUCAUACAUGAGGUCAACAAAACAUUUCAAGAGCUCGGUGUGCUCAGAGAUCUCGGGGGCAUGUGGGAGGAGAUGAGACCAAAAAUCUGGAACUUCAUGGAGCACAGCGAGGAAAUGGACCUGGUUAGGACGCUGCUACAGAACAACGCUAGCGCUCGUUUCUUCAACGCCAAGCUGACCGGGACAGAAUGGCGCGUGGAGGACGUGUCCAGCUUUCUGUCUAAGGCCUCCGAGGACACACGUCCCAAUGGAACGGCAUACACGUGGCGAGAGGUUUUCAACGAGACCGAUCAGGCCAUACAAACCAUCUCUCGAUUUAUGGAGUGUGUGAAUCUGGAUAAGUUGGAGCCGGUGGCCAAUGAGGAACGCUUAGUAAACAAGUCCAUGCGUCUGCUGGAUGACCGUAAAUUCUGGGCCGGGAUCGUGUUUCCUGACAUGCAGAAGAACACAUCUGAACUGCCACUCAACAUCAACUAUAAGAUACGAAUGGACAUUGAUAACGUGGAACGCACCAACAAGAUUAAGGAUGGAUACUGGGACCCUGGUCCUCGAGCAGACCCGUUUGAAGAUCUGCGCUAUAUCUGGGGUGGAUUCUCUUACCUGCAGGAUGUUAUUGAGCAUGGAAUCAUACGAGCGCUGACGGGCAGCAAAGAGAAAACUGGAGUUUAUAUUCAACAGAUGCCUUAUCCCUGCUAUGUGGAUGACAUGUUUCUGCAGGUCAUGAGUCGCUCCAUGCCUCUUUUCAUGACACUAGCCUGGAUGUACUCGGUGGCGAUCAUCAUCAAAGGUAUUGUGUAUGAGAAGGAGGCGCGUCUGAAGGAGACCAUGAGGAUUAUGGGUCUGGAUAAUGGAAUCUUGUGGCUGAGCUGGUUCAUCAGUAGCUUGAUACCAUUGCUCAUCAGCGCCGCCCUACUGGUGCUCAUACUGAAGAUGGGGAAUCUACUGCCUUACAGUGACCCCGGGGUCGUGUACUUGUUCCUGACCUCCUUCGCCGUGGUGACCAUCAUGCAGUGUUUCCUAAUCAGCACGCUUUUCUCACGCGCUAACCUUGCUGCUGCCUGCGGGGGCAUCAUAUACUUCACCCUCUACCUGCCCUAUGUUCUGUGUGUGGCCUGGCAGGAUUACGUGGGCUUUGGGGCCAAAGUGGUUGUGAGUCUGCUGUCCCCCGUGGCUUUUGGCUAUGGGUGCGAGUACUUCGCUCUGUUUGAGGAACAGGGUGUGGGCAUACAGUGGAGUAACCUGCUCUCCAGCCCUCUGGAGGAAGACAAUUACAGUCUCACCACAUCAAUCUCUCUCAUGCUAUUUGAUGCGGUGCUGUACGGCAUUAUGACCUGGUACAUCGAAGCUGUGUUCCCGGGCCAGUACGGCAUCCCACGUCCAUGGUACUUCCCGUUCACCAAGUCCUACUGGUGUGGAGAGAAAUGUGGCGGGAUGACAUCAGUGUCUACCAACAAGAAAGAAAAUGCUGAAGCCAUUUGCAUGGAAGAAGAACCAGCCCACUUGUCCCCUGGUGUUUACAUCGAGAACCUGGUGAAGGUCUACAAUAACGGGAAACUGGCAGUGGAUGAUUUGAGUCUAGGCUUUUAUGAAGGCCAGAUCACCUCCUUCCUGGGUCACAACGGUGCUGGGAAAACCACAACCAUGUCUAUUCUCACCGGCCUGUUCCCACCCACCUCGGGCACAGCUUACAUCAUGGGCAAAGACAUCCGCACGGAUCUGAGCACUAUACGUCAAAACCUGGGCGUGUGUCCGCAGCAUAACGUCUUAUUUAGCAUGCUCACCGUUGAGGAACACAUCUGGUUCUACGCACGUCUGAAGGGUUUGUCUGAGGAGAAAGUGAAAUCCGAGAUGAAGCAGAUUGUGAUGGACCUCGGCCUGCCCCAUAAACGCAAAUCUCGCACCAGUCAGCUCUCAGGAGGUAUGCAGAGGAAGCUAUCUGUCGCUCUGGCGUUUGUCGGAGGAUCAAAGGUCGUGAUUCUGGAUGAACCCACCGCGGGAGUCGAUCCAUAUUCCCGUCGAGGCAUCUGGGACCUACUGUUGAAAUAUCGUCAAGGUCGCACGAUCAUCCUCUCUACCCAUCACAUGGAUGAAGCCGAUAUCCUGGGUGAUCGCAUUGCCAUCAUCUCCCAUGGGAAGCUCUGCUGUGUGGGUUCCUCGCUGUUCCUCAAAACCCAGCUGGGAACGGGAUACUACCUUACGCUAGUCAAAAAAGACUUUGAUCUCUCCGCAAGCUCAUGCCGCACCUCCAGCAGCGUUGCCUCCUAUUCUAAGGGAAGCCUUAAGAAGGAGGACAGUGUGUCUGAGAGCAGUUCUGAUGCUGGACUGGGCAGUGACCAUGAAAGUGAAACCACCACAAUAGAUAUCUCCCUCAUCUCCAACGUCAUUUUCAAGCACGUUCCUACAGCCAGACUGGUUGAAGACCUGGGUCAUGAGAUCACAUACGUUCUCCCCUAUGAGUAUGCCAAAGUCGGAGGGUUUGUGGAGCUUUUCCACGAGAUCGACGAUCGCCUGACCGACCUCGGCAUUUCUAGCUAUGGCAUCUCUGACACGACUCUAGAGGAGAUCUUCCUCAAAGUCGCAGAGGACAACGGGGUGGAUGCUGAAAUGUCAGAUGGGAUUCUGCCCGCUCGCAGGCACCGCAGGCACGCUUUCGGUGACCAUCAGAGCUGUUUGAAGCCGUUUACUGAAGAUGACUUUGAUUUCAAUGACUCCGAAGGUGAUCCAGAAUCACGGGAGACGGACUGGUUGGGCGGUGCUGACGGUAAGGGAUCGUACCAGGUCAAGGGCUGGAGUCUGAAGAGACAGCAGUUUGUGGCUUUGCUCUGGAAGCGAUUCCUCUACGCCCGACGUUCCCGGAAAGGUUUCUUCGCUCAGAUCGUUCUGCCGGCUGUUUUCGUGUGCAUCGCCCUGGUCUUCAGUCUCAUCGUACCUCCCUUUGGAAAGUAUCCGAGCCUCGCUCUAAAACCCAACAUGUAUGAGGAGCAGUUCACCUUUAUCAGCAAUGAUGCACCAGAAGACGGACACACAAACAGGUUACUUGAAGCUCUUACAGACAAUCCGGUUUACACUGAAAAAUGCUCAGGGAAACAGAAAGCGAUUGGCACUUCGUGUCCGAUCGAAGAUGGAAAAUGGGUGACUCCAGAGGUUCCAGAAAGCGUUCGGGAUGUGUUCCUGAAAGGAAACUGGAGCAUGGAAAACCCAUCGCCUCUGUGCGAGUGCAGCUGUGAGGGACGGAAAAAGAUGCUUCCGGAAUGCCCACCGGCAGCAGGUGGUCUACCUCCACCUCAGAUUAAAGUCACCACUACUGAAACCUUACAGAAUCUGACAGGCAGAAAUAUCUCAGAUUAUUUGGUGAAAACAUACGCUCAGAUUAUCGGCAAAAGCUUGAAAAACAAACUCUGGGUCAACGAAUUCAGGUACGGUGGAUUCUCGUUGGGUGCUAGAAGCUCACAGGCCCUCCCUCCUCCCGAUGAGAUCAAUGAUGCAAUCUCUCAUAUUCGCAACCGCUUCAGUCUAAAAGCGGGAACUGCAGCCGAUCGCUUUCUGGCAGGCCUGUCGUCAUUUAUCCGAGGUCUCGACACCAAGAACAAUGUAAAGAUCUGGUUUAAUAACAAGGGCUGGCACAGUAUCGGAGCGUUCCUCAAUGUCAUGAACAAUGCCGUCCUGCGUGCCAAUAUGCCUGCCGGCCCCGAGAGUUCAAAGUUCAGCAUCAAUGUGUUCAACCACCCGCUCAAUCUGACCAAAGAGCAGCUAUCACAAGUGGCCCUAAUGACAACCUCAGUGGACGUGCUGGUGUCCAUCUGCGUCAUCUUUGCCAUGUCCUUCGUCCCGGCCAGUUUUGUGGUCUUCCUCAUCCAGGAGAGGGUGAAUAAAGCCAAACACAUGCAGUUUAUCAGCGGAGUCCAGCCCUUACUAUACUGGCUGGCCAACUUUAUGUGGGAUAUGUGCAACUACAUUGUCCCAGCGACGUUGGUCAUCAUCAUCUUCGUCUGUUUUCAGCAGGAAGCCUACGUCUCUUCCACCAACCUCCCUGUUCUCGCUCUAUUAUUGUUGCUAUAUGGGUGGUCCAUAACGCCCCUGAUGUACCCGGCGUCAUUCUUCUUUAAAAUCCCAAGUACAGCGUAUGUGGUAUUGACGAGCGUCAACAUCCUCAUUGGGAUUAAUGGAAGUGUGUCCACAUUUGUCCUGGAGCUUUUUGGCAGCAAUGAGAUUGGCGGCAUCAACAACAUCUUGAAGAACGUGUUCCUGAUCUUCCCUCACUUCUGUCUGGGCAGAGGUCUCAUUGACAUGGUGAAGAAUCAAGCGAUGGCUGAUGCUCUGGAGAGAUUCGGCGAGAAUCGAUUCCGGUCUCCUCUAGCGUGGGAUAUGGUGGGCAAAAAUCUCUUUGCCAUGGCUGUGGAAGGCGUGGUUUUCUUUACUAUCACCGUUCUUAUCCAGUACCGUUUCUGCAUCAAAGCCAGAUCGGUUAGCACUAAACUCCAGCCAAUAGGAGAGGAGGAUGAAGACGUGGCCAGAGAGAGGCAAAGGAUUUUGGGAGGAGGUGGACAGACGGACAUCCUUGAACUCAAACAGCUCACAAAGGUGUAUAAGAGAAAACAGAAACCAGCUGUAGACCGACUGUGUGUGGGCAUCCCGCCAGGAGAGUGUUUCGGUUUACUCGGUGUGAACGGUGCUGGGAAGACGAGCACAUUCAAGAUGCUCACUGGAGAUUCUGUGGUCACUAGCGGAGAGGCUUACUUAGCAGGCAAGAGCGUGUUAACAGAAAUCAAUGAAGUCCAUCAGAACAUGGGAUACUGUCCGCAAUUUGAUGCCAUCAAUGACCUGCUGACCGGCCGGGAGCAUCUGGAGUUUUACGCCAUUCUGCGGGGCGUCCCGGAGAAAGAAGUGUGCGAGGUGGCAGACUGGGGAAUCCGUAAACUGGGACUGAUUAAAUAUGUCGACAAGCCAGCGGGAAGCUACAGCGGAGGAAAUAUGCGAAAACUCUCCACCGCCAUGGCGCUCAUUGGUUGCCCACCUGUGGUUUUCCUGGACGAACCCACCACUGGGAUGGACCCCAAAGCCAGACGGGCCCUGUGGAACUGCAUCCUCAGCAUCAUUAAAGAGGGACGCUCUGUCCUUCUGACAUCACACAGUAUGGAGGAGUGUGAGGCUCUCUGCACUCGUAUGGCCAUCAUGGUCAACGGCAGGUUUCGCUGUCUGGGCAGCGUGCAGCACUUAAAAAACAGGUUCGGUGACGGGUACACCAUCAUCCUGCGGGUGGCCGGUUCCGAUCCGCAGCUGGAGCCGGUGAUGGAGUUCAUCGAGCGGGAGCUGCCGGGCAGCAACCUUAAAGAGAAACACAGAAACAUGCUGCAGUACCAGCUGCCAUCCUCCCUUACCUCCCUCGCUCGCAUCUUCAACAUCCUCACCAAGAACAAAGAGCAACUACACAUCGAGGAUUACUCCGUCUCACAGACCACCUUAGACCAAGUAUUUGUUAAUUUUGCCAAGGACCAAAGUGACGAGGACCACUUAAAGGACAUUUCCAUUAACAAAGGCGAUGCCGUGGUGGACAUUUCUCAACUGAACGCCUUCCUCACAGACGAGAAGGCCAAAGAGACUGUGGUGUGAUCCACCGUGACUGCCAUUCAUGGUUACAUUUUUUGUAUUUCAGUGUGUGUUGCCCGCAUGAGGGUGUUGGACUUUAACCCACUACUGAAAGAUACCAAUGCAAAUCAAUGCAAAAGAAUCAAAAGGAGUCAAAUAUACUGAAGACGCUGAGCCUGGCGCUCACCGCUAACUCUCAGUGUUUGUGAAACUUGAAGCCGUUCGCUCCACUAGCGUUAAAUGUUUGAUUGACGAGACCUGUACGAAGAUCAAAUACAUCAAUCAGACACUGCCAACGAGAUGUCUAAUUCAGGGCCGACGUUCAUCUCUUUAUUUAGCGCAGGCUUAAAACUUUAAACUUUUUGGAGUUUUCUUUGUACUUUAUUUUUACAUAUGCAUUUAAAGCUAUACUCAUAUGAUAUUUUGGAAAAAUGUUGUGCAAUGUUUCACUAUUGUAUUGAAAGUGUUGUGCCUUGAAUCAACACUCCGCUAAUGGACGAAACACGAUACCAGCUAUUACUAGACGUAAAACAGAUUUUACGAAACCCGAACAGAUGGCUGGUCCUUAAGCGCACACUGUCCUCGGACCUACGGUGGGAUUUACAUCUACUGUUAAGACAGGGCCUGAAAACGGUUGCACCGAUGUCGCUUUUUACGUAGUGAAUUUGAUUUAUUGCAUGCUUUACGUGAAUUUCACGUUUAGGACAACGAUGUGAACUACAGCAUGUCUUCUGUCCUGUUCCAAGAGCCAUUCUAGCUUUGUUGUCUGAAGUAUUUCCAUGUGGGUAUCAACGUGUGUGUUUACUCAUGUGAACAUUUAGGAGGGUCUUGGUGGGAUUUUACUGGGAGAUUCAUGGUUGUUGCGUAAAAGUAUUCAGUAAACCAAUAAUACAUACUGGCAGUUACCUGUGGAACUGUACUGCAGCUAUAAUGUCCGUGCCAAACCGGGGCAAUGGGUUUCAAAUCUUCUUCAGGAUCUUUUUAUUAAACGUACAUUUAUGGGUCUGGUACAGAGUUGUUAACUUAGAAUGUGCCUCCUUAUUUUGUUAACGCUUAGUUAAAAUUGUUACCACAGCCAUUUCAACCCAUGGCACCUUUGUUAUCCUAUAGUUCGAAGUGACCAAAAGUAAUGAGGUGCUACAUAUAGAUUGUUUUCCAGAUCCAUGAGGUGCUUUUAGUCAAACACCCUCGAAAAGUCAAGCAACAAUCCCUGAUGCACAUUGGACGAUAUGAAAGUAAAAAAUAGUAUUGUCUUUGGUCCAAAACUAAAGCACUUUAUAAUCUACAAUGGUCUUGACAUUCACACUUUUCAUAAAUGAGACAAUUGUGUGUUUAACGAAAGACAUUACUAGACAUUAAUAUUGGAUGUCCCACGUGGCCAUUAUUUUCUGUGUUACAAUGUAUGUGUUUACAAUUUAAAUAAUAAAAGCUAUUUCAGUCAA